Messenger RNA from Morone saxatilis (striped sea-bass), 1915 nucleotides. Its product is annotated as solute carrier family 43 member 3-like. Gene Ontology annotation, molecular function: transmembrane transporter activity. The transcript has 12 exons. Gene Ontology annotation, biological process: transmembrane transport. The record is from RefSeq and is a predicted model, not a curated record. Bases 167 to 1705 code for a protein of 512 amino acids. Lineage: Eukaryota; Metazoa; Chordata; Actinopteri; Moronidae.
AUCCAGCAAAGACCUUUACUGCCAUGCACUUGCUGAAGGGAAAUCAGAAGCAAAAUUAGAGGAACAGUAAACCAAAGAGACCAGGAGAGACAGCAACACCUUCCUCUGAGGACUAAACCCGUACCGGAAGUAAACCUGUUGGCGACCUGGAGAAGGGGAGUGCAGCAUGCAGGGGUACGAGGUUGGUACCAGGCUGCGCUACAGGCUGACUCUGGCCUCGGGGAUGCUGGAGUGUCUGUGCUUUGCUGGUGUGGUCUUUGGGUUCGCCUCUCUGGUGUUUGUGCUGAAAGAGGAUGGCUACUUCAGUCAGCUGUGUGUCAGCGUCCCAGAUGCCAGCGGCAACCUGACCAGUGCAGACUGUAGUCGACAGGAUGAGCAGUUCUCUCUGGUCUUCACCAUCGCCUCGUUCCUCAACAACUUCCUGACUCUAGUCAAUGGCUACCUGUUUGAUCGAUUUGGUACCAUGGUGACGAGGCUGCUGGGAAUAUGUUUGUAUACGACUGGAACCCUUCUUGUGGCCUUCUCCAGUGCAGUGUUUUCAGAGCUGCUUUUUCCUGCCUUGUCCUGCAUCGCUGUGGGGGGAAUUCUGCUCCUUCUGACUAACAUGCAGGUGGGCAACCUGUUUGCGGCUCAUCGCUCCACCAUCAUCACCCUCUACAAUGGUGCCUUUGACUCCUCUUCUGCUGUGUUUCUCAUCAUCAAGGUCCUCUACGAACAGGGAAUCUGUCUCCGCUCCUCCUUCCUUGUUUUGUCUUUCUGCAGCAUCAUACAUCUGCUGAGGACCUUCCUGCUGAUGCCCAGAAGACACAUCCCCUACCCUCUGCCACAAUACUACACCUACGGAGUGAAUUGCAGCCAGGCCAACACUUACAACGUGGAGCAGUUGGAGAGGAUGAGGGAUGGUGCAAUGACAGAUUCACAGCAGUCCGGUGGGAGGGACAAUGUGCCACCAGCACCUGAGGACGGGACAGAGGCCCAAGACUCAGGAAAAGAGGCAAGUUUCAGGAGCUGUGUGCUGUCCUGGUUCUUCCUGUGGCAUAUAUUGUGGUUGUCCAUAAUGCAGCUGAGGCACUAUCUCUUCAUUGGCACACUCAACCCCAUGCUAAACCGGCUGGCCAACAAUGACCCCAACCUGGUGAGUCAGUACACCAAUGCUUUUGCCAUGACCCAGCUGUGUGGAGUGCUGUGUGCUCCCUGGAAUGGACUCCUCAUGGACAGACACAAGGGGAAGCCUCUGGCUCCAGGAGAAACAGAGCAGGAGGCAGACCUGCGCUCCUCCACUUUGUCUCUGUUCCUGACCUCGCUGCAGUGCCUGCUGUUCUCUGUGUGUGCCUCCGUUCCUUUCCUCCCACUGCAGUACCUCACCUUUGUUCUACAAGUCCUCAAUCGCUCUUUCCUCUAUGGGGGAAAUGCAGCGUUCAUUAGUAUUGCUUUUCCAGCCUGUCACUUUGGGAAGCUGUACGGCUUGGUGAUGUCCAUGUCUGCAGUUGUCUCUCUGCUGCAGUACCCCUGCUUCGCCCUGGUCAAAGGAGCUCUGGAUGGAGACCCCUUCUUUGUGGACAUUGCUCUGACUCUCCUCACUCUGCUGGUGUUUAUCCAUCCUGCCUAUGUCUUCUUCCACUGCAGGAGGAUAGCUCGCUACAGAGAGGACAACACCCAGACUGAGGUCACUAAUGGCUCCAAAAUGGCUGAAGCCAAGUUAUAGUUAAAGGGAUAAAUAAGGGUUUUAGGUGUGUUCUGUCUAGAAGUUUUACUUUUCAGGUUGUUAAAUGAUUUUCUUUGAGAAAAAGGAAGCAUCUUCUCACUUGCCUGUCUGCUCCUGUUCAGAAUUUCUUGAAAAUAGAUACAGUAAAGUAUUUUGGAUACCUUUUUUUAAUCUAAGUGCACUGAUAUUAUUUCAAAUGUUUUUAAUGUU